AUCAACAACUGUACUGCUAUGCAGUCGCGUUGCGUACUCGCGUUGUUAAAAGUAUUCUGGCCUUGUAAAACUCAAGGCCAGACACACGUGUGGUUUGGCGAUUUUUGUUUCGUGCGUAGUUUACGAUUCAGAGUCCUCUGUAGUGGUUUUAUAGUACCAGAUGAUGACUUGGCCUUUGUAAACAUUGUGAUAAGAAGUCACAACAGAAAAAGGAAGAGAAGGUCGCCAUCAUGUCCAAUCCACGAAAAUUUUCCGAGAAAAUUGCUUUGCACACUCAAAAACAGGCAGAAGAGACAGCAGACUUCGAAAAAAUCAUGAACGAAGUCAGAAACGCCAAGCCUAAUCAAAUCAAUGGUGACUGUAGCCCCUCUCAUCUAGUCAUCAGCCCUAUUUCACCCUUCAGGGCAGGCUCAUUGCCCAAUGUAAACUCUCCCUCCACCAAUUCCACAUCAAUUGAUCUUCAGAGUGCUUUGAGUAAUCUCGGGGAUAUGCGGGCAGGACGAGAAAGUGGAUAUCGUGACCGACGAUCCGCUGGUCCAGGUGGAGGUGGAUACAGUCCUGGAUCUAGCCUUGGUUCUGUUCGCCCCUCCCGCCGUUCCGACCAAACAACCUCGCCUAACCCACACUCGUAUCAAAUGCAUCCGAGUGGAGGUCUAGUUCAAGCACCGCAGAUUUCAGGAUCUGUGGGAUCACCCAAUCUUUCAGGCAGCACUGGCGCGGGUAGUGGUGGAAAUAACGGAGGGUUGUCUACCAACGUCGCCUACCUCUCCCCACCUUUGGAUCCCUGUUGGAGGAGACAUUCAGACUCAGCUUUACACCAAGCAGCCAUGGUUUCAGGUGACGGUGUAAUUGGAAAUGCCUCCACAAACUUGUCCAGAAGAGGACAAGAUGGGAACAAUUACUUAAACAGUGCGGAUCCCGGUAAUCCUUCUCUCCACCUAGGGAUUAGUAUUCCAAGUGAUGGAAGGCCGAAGUCCUGUUGUGACGUUUCACGUGUACCUGGAAUCAACAUUUGCCCUGGCCCGGAACCCAACGGAAUUCAAAUUCCGAUCGGGAAUAACACGGGAUCGUUGCCUGAUCUGACAAAUUUACAGUUUGCCUCACCUUUAUCCGACCCAAUUGAUGAAGACGACAGUUCAUUGCAAACGCAUUCACUCUAUUCUACUAGUCCCAACGUAGUUAGUCCAAGUUAUGGCGGGAAUGGUCUAAUUGAUCACACUCACCCGCUCAACUCUUUAAAUAUGGGCUUGAAUCCCGGUCCACCGGGUGGCUCCAGUAGGGGGUCCUCUCCUGGUCCGUCACCCAGCCAGCGGCGGCGCCCUCACCAUCAGUUGGUGAAUCUGCAACUCCGCUCACCUUCACAUGGACAUUCGUCCCAGAAUCAUUCGCAAAACCAGUCCUCCAACCUUUUAAACGUGCCCUCAAGCUCCAUGAAUUCCAGGCUUCUGCAUUCCUCAAAGGGAAUCGCCUUGGAUCCGAGCGGUAUGUCGGUGCCUAGUUACCAAUCGUAUCUCUAUCAGAACAGUGGCUGCGGAGCCGACUACGGCCAGCCUAUCAGCCCAGCUCAUAGUCCUACUCAUAUGAUGUCACCCUCACAGCCUAUUCCGACACAUGGAGGCUUGUUAACGGCAUAUCGAAAUCCCCAACCGAUUCUCAGACCCAGUCCGAUCAGUUCACCUACCCUGGUUGUUCCCGGUCAUAUGAAUUACCGGAGUAACAGUCCGGGCGAUGGUACGAAUUGUGCCAGUAGCGCCCCACCCAGCCCUGUGUCACAAAGCCUCUCUCCAGCCAGUUCGCCUGGCCUGGCCGCAUCACCCGCCUCUCCUUUUACAGACCAGAUGACUACCAUGAACUGUCAAAAUCAGAUGGGAUCAGGUAGCGGAGGAAAUCUUAACCAGAUGUCAUUUUAUCCCAACCAAUCAAAUGUGCUCAACCAAUUUGAGCAGUUCAAUAUGAUGGAUUCUAGUUCCGAUCAGGCGCAUCAUAAUUACGGAAACUAUAAAUCGAACCAGUUGGGACAGGCCAACAUCAGCAUGGACAUAUCUUUGGAUCCCUUCUACAGCCAGCCGUCACAGUUCAUGUUUGGCGGAAGAUUAGAACUCAACCAGCAAACUGCACCACAAACUCCACAAACACCGUCAAGUAUUCCGGAUAUUGUUCUUCAAGAUUUCUCUUGUACACCGGAAGAGCUUGCUCGACACAACUCCCAUGAUCUUAGCUCCGCCAUGGGGUCUUCCUUUGAAGGCGUUGAUUUCUAUCCCACCGACGAUGCUCUUAGAGAUGGACUCGAUCCGAUCGAUUUUGACGGCUUGCAGAUCUUGACAAAUUCAACGCUUGUAACUGAUCCAUCAACUGAAGAUCAUUUCAGAUUGGAUCGCAUGUGAGGAUAUGCUCUCCCCGUUUCAUCAUUGUCACUCUCGUAUCGGUUGUUUUAUCGUGCUCUCUUCCUCCCGUUCGACCAACAAAUCCAUCAGGUCGUUUUUUUUUCAAUCUUAUUUUGAGAGCACGAAUCACCGUUAUGAUCUCAGCAUUGUCUUGCAUUUUUUAAAGUGAAAAACAAAACAUCUUUGAGAUGGAAUGACAGAGCAGAGAUUCAUAGCUAAUUUAUUAGUUAAUUCAAAUAUCCUCCUUAUCCCUAUUUUGUCACUUCCGCUCUUUGAUAUUAAGGUGAGGAUUUUUCUGCUCACCUUCCCGACAUUUAGGUUUAUCCAAAGUCAGAAGCCAUUCACUUACAAUUCCUUAAAUCACAUUACAUAUUCCUCAUGAAUCAUAAGUGAAACAUUACGUUGUUAAAAUUGAACAAUGUUCAGGUUUAACGACGUAAUUUUGGAGCCACGCACAACCGUUUUUUAGACCUUUUUAACCAAUUGCUAAUGAGGAUUCGCAGCUGUUGAAAGUGCGAGAAUUGUUGUCCUCUCAUGCUACCAGUUAUUAAGUUAACCCACUUCUAAAUAACAGCUUUAAGGAAAACAAAUUGAAGAAAGUCCAGAUUCUUUUUGUUUUAAACAUUUUUAAUAUCUAAAAUUUGUUGUUAAGAUUUUAUCGGAAUUUUUAUUGGUGGUAAAGUGGAUGAAUAAUUUCUAUCAACUUCUUCGGUUUUGAUUUGCGCAUUUGUUUUUGGUAAAACUGGAAGCCCGGUCACUAGAUGUUUGUGCCAUUAAAUUUCUGAUUUUAUCUGCCUAGGCCUACGGGCCCUUACGCAUUGUUAUUGCACUUUUCUUUGCCAAAGUAUCUUUCCAGAAUUUAAUUGGUACUGAUUGUUCCAACUGAGUGUGUUCCUUACGCCUAAUCUCCCACUCCCUCACUCACUCCCUACCCAUAAAAACCCAGACAAUUCUCACCUGAUUGUUUCACCUUGUUCUUCCCGACAAGAUCGACAUAUUGCGCAUUAUUAUCACUUCACUGUCAUUAUCAUGAUGGUUUUCAUUAAUAUUGUGGUGGUGUAGUUUGACAAGCAAUUUUUAUGUAUGUUGAUGAAUUUCUUUUUUGGACAGAAGAGUUUUGCGUCAGUGUUAUCGUUUUUUCUGAGGUUUGUUUCAUUUAUCGUGCAAUAUUACACAAUCAGGCCGUUAUUCGCGCUUGUUUAAAAGAAAAA
This is a messenger RNA of Daphnia pulex (common water flea), 3595 nucleotides long. RefSeq names its product CREB-regulated transcription coactivator 1-like. NCBI's taxonomy places the organism in Eukaryota, Metazoa, Arthropoda, Branchiopoda, Diplostraca, Daphniidae. Gene Ontology annotation, biological process: protein homotetramerization; positive regulation of transcription by RNA polymerase II. The record is from RefSeq and is a predicted model, not a curated record. The transcript is spliced from 15 exons. The coding region runs from base 231 to 2384 and encodes 717 amino acids. Gene Ontology annotation, cellular component: cytoplasm; nucleus. Gene Ontology annotation, molecular function: cAMP response element binding protein binding.